AUGGAUCAGCCCGGCGAUCAACCAGACGGCGGCGUGUCCGCUGAAGACGCUGAAUCACAAGCUGUGAUUCUGGCUGAUGUCGGUAAAGUAGAAGAUUUUAUAUGCCGAACCGUCAGCUUACUAUUGGAAGACGGUCUGGAAAAAUUAGCACCAUUAAAGAAAGUCUUAUCCGAAGAUCAAAGUAGAGAUCAGUUGAAAAAAUUUAUUAGUGAUGUCCAAGUGACUUCAUUUUUUGUACAACGUACAUUGCUCAAGGAAGAGAUCAUUGAAGAAGGCGAUGAGGCUGCACCAACGGAGGAAUCCAAUUUAACCGUUGAAGACAACAUAGUUUAUUCUGUCUCCAUAGUCGUUCAAUAUAGCAGUACUAAAGUUUCUAGUGUAGUAUUUAUCAAGCGUGGUGCUGUCAUUGAAGAUGAUAAAACAGUUUCUUCUCAAUUACGUAUUAUCGACUUUAGCGACGGCUCUUUAUUUGAGACACUUCAUUCGCUGAUGAGUAACGCUAUGUCGCCUUACUUUAAAUCGUAUGUUCGCUCUGUUGGUAGUGGAAAUCGGGAAGCGUCCGGAGAUAAAGUGUUACCGUCAGUAGAGAAGAAAAUGGCAGAGUUGGAAAUGGGAUUUCUUAAUUUGCAGCAAAAUAUCGAUAUUCCGGAGGUCAAUUUAAUAAUUAACCCAUCAGUACUUAGCGUAAUGAAAAAGUGUUCCGAAGAAGAUCGGAAACCGCAAGUAGCUGACUUUGGGGCUAAAGUACAAGAUUCUAGUUUUUUAAACGCUCUACAAAACGGUGUCAAUCGCUGGAUUAAAGAAAUUCAAAAGGUAACAAAACUAGAUCGCGAUCCUGCUUCUGGCACUGCCUUGCAGGAAAUUAGCUUUUGGCUAAAUCUUGAGCGUGCUCUACAGCGAAUUCAGGAGAAGCGAGAAAGCACCGAAAUUACCUUAACUCUAGAUAUUUUGAAACAUGGCAAACGAUUUCAUGCUACCGUUAGUUUUGACACUGACACAGGUCUUAAGCAAGCUGUUUCUCAGGUUAAUGAUUACAUUACUUUGAUGAAAGACUUUCCUUUGAAUGAUCUCUUAUCCGUUUCCGAACUCGACCGUAUGAGCCCAGCUUUAGGCUCUAUAUUUGCGCAUUUAAGAAAGAUACGUAGUACCAAAUAUCCCGUUCAGCGUGCUCUUCGAUUAGUCGAAGCUAUCUCUCGUGAUUUGAGCAAUCAAGUUUUAAAGAUUCUUAGCACCCGUCGUUUAAUGCAUAUGAACAUCGAUGAAUUUGAAAAGGUCAUGACUACUUGCUUCGAAAUAUUUGUUACCUGGGAUGAUGAAUACGAUAAGCUCCAAUCACUUUUGAGAGAUAUUGUAAAGAAGAAGAGAGAAGAGAGUCUUAAAAUGGUUUGGAGGACUAAUCCCGCUCAUAAGCGAUUGCAAUCGCGAUUGGAUCACAUGAGAAAGUUUAGACAUCAACAUGAGCAGUUACGUGUUGUUAUCAUACGCGUUCUAAAACCUGUUGGUGCUUCUUCAGCUAGUCUUGAAACAGUUAAAGUUCAUGGUAACACAGCAACAGCAGUAGCUGACGGUACCGAUGGUGAUGAUUCUGAUGCAAUUAUGGAGGUCAAUUUAGCUUACGAGAGUGUCAAAGAAAUUGAUUGUCUAGACGUAUCGAAAGAGGGAAAUGAUAACUGGGAAGCAGCCAUCGUUAGAUAUGAUGAGCGAAUUGACCGAGUAGAAACUAGAAUUGCCACAAGAUUAAGAGAUCAGCUCGGUACUGCCAAGAAUGCGAACGAAAUGUUCCGUAUUUUCUCUCGAUUUAAUGCACUAUUUGUAAGGCCUCAUAUUCGUGGUGCAAUACGUGAAUACCAAACGCAGCUAAUUCAACGUGUCAAGGACGAUAUCGAAUUUUUGCAUGAUAAAUUUAAGAUCCAGUAUGUCCAUAGUAUGGCAUAUCGUAUGAGUAAAGUACGCGAUCUCCCACCUGUGUCUGGAUCUAUUAUUUGGGCCAAACAAAUUGAUCGACAGUUGACAGCUUAUUUAAGACGUGUUGAAGAUGUCCUUGGUAAAGGUUGGGAAAAUCAUGUUGAUGGACAAAAAUUAAAAAGCGAUGGAGAUAAUUUUCGUCAGAAAUUGAAUCCACACGAACUUUUUGAAGACUGGGCCCGUAAAGUUCAAGGCCGCAACCUGGGCGUAUCAGGUAAAAUUUACUCUAUUGAAAGCCAGCGUGCACGAGUUUCUGGAAGACCAAAUUAUUUGAAAUUAAGAGUCAGCUUCUCACCUGAUAUUAUUACGCUAUCAAAGGAAGCACGAAAUCUGAAAGCCCUUGGAUUCCGAGUGCCACUGGCUAUCCUAAAUAAAGCGCAUCAAGCAAAUCAAAUGUAUCCAUUCGCUAUUUCAUUAAUCGAAAGUAUUAAAACAUACGAACAAACUUGCGAUAAGGUGGAUGCUGGCUCAUCAAUUUCCCCACUUGUAGCUGGAUUAAAGAAAGACGUACAAAGUUUAAUUGCUGAAGGUGCUUCACUUGUAUGGGAAUCAUAUAAAUUAGACCCGUACGUACAGCGUCUAGCUGUAGCAUCAUAUCAAUUUCAGGAGAAGGUGGAUGACUUAUUGAUGAUGGAAGAAAGAAUUGAUGCGGAUGUUCGUAGUUUGGAAAAUUGCGAAUAUAACUUGUCAACCUUUGAAAAUAUCCUCGAUAAAAUCCAGAAAGUUGUUGAUGAGUUAAACUUGCACUCCUAUACAAAUUUAUCUAGUUGGGUUUCGAGCUUAGAUAGUAAAGUAGAGAAGGUUCUUGGAAAACGAUUGCAGAUCAGCAUGCAAUUAUGGACUGACUGUUUGAAAGGCAUUGAUUUUAAAGAUGUAGAAAAUAAAACUGAAAUAAAAGUGCAUACUGGUGGCAAACCUGUUUUAAAAGUUUUGGUGCAUGAGAUAAGAAUUAAAAAUCAAGUUUUAUACUUAAAUCCACCUCAUGAAGAAGCUCGUAGUAAUUUACUGAAGCAAUUGCAUAAUUGGUUAUCGGUAGUAUUGUCUCAAUCACGUAUUAAGAGUUCAAGGUACCAAGUUAGUUUUGAUCGUUAUGAAGACUACGAAGAUUAUACAUACAGAGCAAUUCUGGCUAGGUUACCAGAUGGCUCCUCAGUACUUGAAGAUGCUUAUAAUGCAAUAGAAAAAAAAUUAGAUGAGGUGAAGGGUUAUGUUCAUAUAUGGCUACAAUAUCAAUCGCUUUGGGAUAUGGAAGGAGGCUUUGUUUAUGAUCGUCUUGGUAAUGACCUUGGUCUGUGGAUGAGACUUUUGAACGAUAUUAAGAAAGCUCGCGCAACAUUCGAUAAUUCUGAAACCAAGAAAGAUUUCACGUGUAUUGUAAUUGAUUAUGGUCAGGUACAAUCUAAGGUUAACCUUAAAUACGAUUCGUGGCAUAAGGACAUUUUAAGUAAAUUUGGUGGUAAGCUUGGUGGUGAUAUGCAGAGUUUCUUUACCACUAUAACAAAAUCUCGGACAGAAUUAGAAAGUCAUUCUGUUGAAGGUGCAACAACUGCAGAAGCUGUAGGAUUUAUAACAUUUAUGCAAGGAUUAAAGAGAAAAUUAAAAGUUUGGGAAAAACAAGUAGAAACGUACAAGGGUGGUCAGAAACUAUUAGAAAGGCAAAGGUUUCAAUUCCCAACCAGUUGGUUAUACUAUGAUAAUGUCGAAGGAGAAUGGAAUGCAUUUAAUGACAUCUUAAAGAGAAAGGAUGCAGCUAUACAAACACAAGUAGCAGUUUUACAAGAAAAGAUUGUUAGCGAAGAUCGCGUUGUAGAAGCACGUACCAAUGACUUACUUGGAGAAUGGGAAAAAGGAAAGCCAAUUGCUGGUGAUAUUAAACCGGAUGCGGCUUCUGCAAGUCUUGCGAUAUUCGAUGGUAAAUUUGUUCGCUUACGCGAGGAAAGAGAUAAUUUAAAUAAGGCUCGAGAAGCUUUGGAACUUCAUGAACAGACAUCACUUGUAGCUGAAGAUCGCCUUUCUGCAGCUUAUGAAGAAUUGAUGGACUUGAAAGGUGUAUGGGCAGAACUGUCCAAAGUUUGGGAGCAAAUUAAUGAAUUAAAGGAGAAAACGUGGCUCUCGAUACAACCAAGAAAAUUGCGCCAAUCUCUUGAUGGAUUACUCAAUUUAUUAAAGGGUUUACCGUCUCGUUUACGACAGUAUGCUUCUUAUGAAUAUGUUCAAAAUGUGUUGCGUAGUUAUGUCAAGGCUAAUGUAUUAGUGACGGAGCUAAAAUCAGAUUCUUUGAAAGAACGGCAUUGGAAAAUGUUGAUGAAGAGCUUACGAGUAUCUUGGAUAUUAUCUGAAUUAAGCUUAGGGCAAGUAUGGGAUGUCGACUUAUUAAGACAUGAACCUGCAAUUAAAGAUAUUCUUAUCGUUGCCCAAGGUGAAAUGGCCCUGGAAGAAUUUUUAAAGCAGGUCAGAGAUACAUGGCAAUCCUACGAACUUGAUCUUAUCAAUUACCAAAAUAAAUGCCGUAUUAUCCGUGGAUGGGAUGAUUUAUUUAAUAAGUUGAAAGAACAUAUCAACAGUGUCGCAGCAAUGAAGCUAUCUCCUUACUAUAAGGUAUUCGAAGAAGAUGCAUUAGCAUGGGAAGAUAAACUAAAUCGAAUAAAUGCUAUAUUUGAUAUUUGGAUUGAUGUCCAACGACGUUGGGUAUAUUUAGAAGGAAUCUUUUCCGGUUCUGCUGAUAUAAAGCAUCUUUUACCAACUGAAACUUCACGAUUUACCAGCAUAAGCACUGAAUUUCUUGGUUUAAUGAAAAAAGUCGCCAAAUCGCCAUUAGUUUUAGACGUUCUUAGUAUUCAAGGUGUUCAGCGUUCACUGGAACGGUUAGCCGAUCUACUAGGAAAAAUUCAAAAAGCUCUCGGAGAGUAUCUUGAAAGAGAGCGCGCCUCCUUUCCCAGAUUCUAUUUUGUUGGAGAUGAAGAUUUGCUUGAUAUAAUAGGUAAUAGUAAAAAUGUUACGAAGUUGCAAAAGCACUUCAAGAAAAUGUUUGCUGGAGUUGCUGCUUUAAUUAUCAAUGAAGACGAAACAGCUAUAAAAGGAAUCGUAUCCCGUGAAGGAGAAGAGGUUAUGUACUUAAAUCCCGUGAUAUUAAAGGAUAAAAAGAUUAAUGAAUGGCUAACACAAGUUGAAAGUGAGAUGAGAAUGACUCUUGCAAAAUUGUUGGCAAGGGCAGUUAGUGGAAUGCAGUCAUUUAAAAAUGUAUCUAUUCCAACGGAUGACUACCUUAAAUGGAUCGAUUCUUAUCAAGCGCAGCUAGUUACAUUAGCAUCCCAAAUAGCAUGGUCAGAGAACAUCGAAGCAGCUCUUGAAGCUAUGGCAUCAAAACCGGAUGACUCAGAACCUAUAGAAAAUGUAUUAAAGAUAGUAAAAGCUACGUUAGGAGUACUAGCCAACUGUGUACUACAAGAGCAACCUCCUGUUAGACGAAAAAAAAUGGAACACCUUAUUACAGAAUUGGUACAUCAGCGAGAUGUUACUAGAUCUUUAAUGAAUAUUAAAGUUACUAGUGCUAAGGCUUUUGAAUGGUUACAACAAAUGCGUUUUUAUUUUGAUCCUAAUCAGAGCGAAGUGCUUAAGCAAUUAACUAUUCGAAUGGCUAACGCUAGUUUUUACUAUGGAUUCGAAUACCUCGGUGUUUCCGAUAAACUUGUUCAAACUCCACUAACUGAUCGAUGUUAUCUCACUAUGACACAAGCUCUGGAUGGAAAAUACGGUGGCUCACCAUUUGGACCUGCCGGUACUGGCAAAACAGAAUCUGUAAAAGCUCUUGGUAAUCAACUGGGUCGUUUUGUCUUGGUAUUUAACUGUGAUGAAACUUUCGAUUUUCAAGCUAUGGGUCGUAUUUUCGUUGGAUUGUGUCAGGUGGGAGCUUGGGGUUGCUUCGAUGAAUUUAAUCGUCUUGAAGAAAGGAUGUUAUCGGCUGUUUCGCAGCAAAUACAGACAAUCCAAGAAGCUCUAAAGGAGAAAGCUUUAAGGAAAGGUGGUGAUAAAAGCGGCCCGAUACAGGUUGAAUUAAUUGGCAAAAAUGUUAAAGUUAGCGAGGAUAUGGCAAUAUUUAUUACAAUGAAUCCUGGAUAUGCCGGCCGUUCCAACUUACCGGAUAACUUAAAGAAGUUAUUUAGAAAUUUAGCCAUGACGAAACCGGAUCGCCAGUUAAUUGCUCAGGUCAUGCUAUAUUCGCAAGGAUUUAGAACAGCAGAAGUGUUAGCUAGUAAGGUUGUUCCAUUCUUCAGACUUUGUCAGGAACAAUUAUCGGCUCAGUCUCAUUACGAUUUUGGACUACGUGCUUUAAAAUCAGUACUUGUAAGCGCUGGAAACGUUAAACGUGAUCGUAUUCAAUCCAUAAAAGAGGACAUGAAAAAUCGAGGAGAAGAAGUAGAUGAAGGACAAAUUUCCGAAAAUUUACCAGAGCAAGAAAUUUUAAUUCAAAGUAUAUGUGAGACCAUGGUACCAAAGUUAGUUGCUGACGAUAUCCCACUUUUACACAGUUUAUUAUCCGACGUAUUUCCUGGCGUUGCUUAUACUCAGGCGGAAAUGGCUGCUCUAAAGGCAGAAUUGAAAAAAGUUUGUGCUGAAAAUCACUUAGUUUAUGGAGAGGGAGAUGAAAUCGGCGGCAGUUGGGUUGAAAAAGUUCUGCAAUUAUUCCAAAUUUCCAAUUUGAGCCACGGUUUAAUGAUGGUUGGUCCUAGUGGAAGUGGAAAAUCGACUGCUUGGAAGACGCUACUUAAGGCAUUAGAAAGACUAGAGGGAGUUGAAGGUGUUGCCCAUGUUAUUGACCCUAAAGCAAUUAGUAAGGAUGAUCUAUAUGGAUUUUUAGAUCCUAAUACACGAGAAUGGACGGAUGGUUUGUUUACUCACGUCUUAAGAAAGAUCAUAGAUAAUGUACGUGGAGAAAUCGGAAAACGGCAGUGGAUAAUAUUCGAUGGUGAUGUUGAUCCUGAAUGGGUGGAAAAUUUAAAUAGUGUUUUAGAUGAUAACAAACUGUUGACACUUCCUAACGGUGAACGUUUAGGUAUUCCACCAAAUGUACGUAUUAUGUUCGAAGUCCAGGAUCUAAAGUAUGCAACGUUGGCCACUGUUAGUCGUUGUGGUAUGGUUUGGUUUAGUGAAGAUGUUCUUACAUGCGAUAUGAUCUUCCAGAACUUUUUACUGAAAUUGCGCAAUGUAGCUGUUGAUGAAAAUGAAGACGAUAUCCGUAUAGGUACAGGCGCUCAGGAUAAAGAAGAAAUUUCAUCAUGUAUUCAAGUACAACGCGAUUGUGCUGCUAUUAUUGAGCCAUUUUUCACAGCUGAUGGUAUUAUUAUGAAAGCUAUACAUUACGCUGUAAAACUUGAUCACAUUAUGGAAUUUACUAGAUUACGCUGCUUAGGAGCUUUCUUUUCAAUGGUCAACCAAUCAGUAAGAAAUAUACUAUCGUAUAAUCAAUCGCAUCCAGAUUUUCCGCUUCCCAAGGAUCAAAUGGAGCGGUAUAUUCAAGCACAAUUCGUAUAUUCACUAGUUUGGACUUUUUCUGGUGAUUGCAAACUAAAAGCUCGUGGAGAACUUAGUGAUUAUUUACGCAGCAUCACGACCAUACCACUACCACCUGGCAAUAACUCUCUAAUUGAUUACGAAGUCUCAAUUACCGGAGAGUGGCAAUCAUGGCAAUCGAAAGUACCGCAAAUUGAGGUUGAAACGCAUAAAGUUGCCGCUCCUGAUGUUGUAGUACCAACUGUUGAUACAGUGCGUCACGAAUCGUUAUUGUAUACUUGGCUUGCCGAACAUAAACCGUUAGUACUAUGUGGUCCACCCGGGAGUGGUAAAACAAUGACAUUAUUUAGUGCCCUUCGAGCCCUUCCUGAUAUGGAAGUUGUGGGAUUGAAUUUUUCAAGUGCAACUACACCAGAACUUAUGCUGAAAACUUUUGAUCAUUAUUGCGAAUAUAAGAAAACUCCAAAUGGUACUAUAUUAUCCCCUAUACAACUUGGUAGAUGGUUGGUAUUGUUUUGUGAUGAAAUUAACCUGCCAGCGCAGGAUAAAUAUGGUACACAGCGUGUUAUUUCGUUUAUCAGACAAAUGGUUGAACAUAACGGAUUUUACCGAAUUUCUGAUCAUACUUGGGUUACACUUGACCGUAUCCAGUUCGUUGGUGCUUGUAAUCCACCAACAGAUCCGGGUCGUGUACCUAUGUCUCAUCGAUUCCUUCGUCAUGUACCGGUGGUCUACGUUGAUUAUCCAGGACCUGCAUCGUUAUCACAAAUUUAUGGAACAUUUAACCGAGCGAUGUUACGUUUAGUUCCAAACUUGAGAACAUAUGCACAACCUUUGACUGAAGCUAUGGUUGAAUUUUAUACAAUGUCUCAAGAACGUUUUACACCUGAUAUGCAACCACAUUAUAUUUAUAGCCCGCGUGAAAUGACUCGAUGGGUACGUGGUAUAUUGGAAGCAUUAAGGCCAGUAGAGUCAUUAUCUGUUGAAGGCCUAGUACGUGUAUGGGCGCAUGAAGCAUUACGACUUUUCCAGGAUCGAUUAGUAUUUGAUGAAGAGCGAAAAUGGACUGAUGACAACAUUGAUAAUGUUAGUCUGAAGCACUUCCCUGGUAUUGAAAAGGAAGCAGCGCUAGGUAGACCGAUACUAUUUAGCAACUGGUUAUCGAAAGAUUACACUCCGGUUGAUCGUGAAGAACUAAGAGAAUACGUUAAAGCAAGAUUAAAGGUGUUCUAUGAGGAAGAGCUAGAUGUUCCGCUAGUUUUAUUUAACGAAGUUUUAGAUCACGUAUUACGAAUCGAUCGUAUUUUUAAGCAAACUCAAGGCCAUUUGUUAUUUAUUGGAGUAAGUGGCGCAGGUAAGACUACUUUGUCCAGGUUUGUUGCAUGGAUGAAUGGCAUGAGCAUGUAUCAGAUCAAGGUUCACAAUAAGUACACCGGUGACGAUUUCGACGAAGAUUUACGCGUAGUAUUACGACGUGCCGGCACGAAAGAUGAAAAGAUCGUUUUUAUCUUAGAUGAAUCAAAUGUAUUGGAUUCUGGAUUCUUAGAAAGAAUGAAUACACUUUUGGCUAACGGAGAAGUACCCGGUCUCUUUGAAGGAGACGAACAUACAACGUUAAUGACGCAAUGUAAAGAAGGAUCUCAACGAGAUGGUCACAUGCUAGAUUCAAAUGAAGAACUGUAUAAAUGGUUUACGAACCAAGUCUGCCGUAAUUUGCAUGUUGUAUUUACCAUGAAUCCAUCUGAAGACGGUUUAAAGGAUCGAGCAGCUACAUCACCAGCCUUAUUCAACCGCUGCGUGCUUAAUUGGUUUGGUGAUUGGUCUUGGCAUGCUUACUACCAAGUCGGUAGAGAAUUUACGGAUAAAUUAGACUUGGAAAGAUCUGAUUACAUUGCUCCUGAAUAUUUCCCAGUUGCUUACGAAGGAGUGUCGAUACCUCCAACUCAUCGUGAAGCUAUAGUUAACGGUUUUGUUUACGUACAUCAGACUCUUCAUAAAACUAAUGAUCGUGAGAGAAAGAGAGGAAAUAGGACUAUGGCAAUUACUCCACGACAUUAUUUAGAUUUUAUCAAUCAAUAUGUCAAACUUCAUCAUGAAAAACGUGCUGAUUUAGAAGAACAACAGUUGCAUUUAAAUGUCGGUUUACAAAAGAUACGUGAUACGGUUGAUCAAGUAGAAGAACUGCAGAAAAGUUUAGCUAUCAAAAGUCGUGAAUUGGAAGCUAAGAAUGAUGCCGCUAAUCAAAAAUUAAAGCAAAUGGUUAAAGAUCAGCAAGAAGCAGAACAGAAAAAAGUAGAAGCACAAGACGUUCAGGUCCGUGUUGAAACACAGACGAAAGAGAUUGCUGAAAGACGAGAAGUUGUAGAAGAAGAUCUUGCAAAAGUUGAACCGGCUGUGAAAGAUGCUGCCCAGGCUGUUAAAUCAAUCAAAAAGCAACAUUUGGUUGAAGUUCGUUCUAUGGGUAAUCCUCCAGUUAUUGUAAAAAUGGCGUUGGAGUCGAUAUGCUUACUUCUUGGAGAAAAUACUACAGACUGGAAAGCUAUUCGUGGCGUUUUAAUGAAAGACAAUUUUAUUGGGACAAUUGUAAAUUUUACAACUGAAAAUAUGUCUGAUUCUAUUAGAAGGAAAAUGGACAAAUACCUGAAUGAUCCUAAUUAUAAUUUUGAAAAAGUAAAUCGGGCAAGCGCUGCUUGUGGUCCUCUAGUCAAGUGGGCAAUAGCGCAAUGCGGGUAUGCUGAGAUGUUGCAAAAGGUUGAGCCCUUGCGAAAUGAAUUAAGACAAUUAGAAAAACAAGCUAACGUAAAUAAAGCUAAGAAAGAGGAAUUAGAAAAAACUGUUACACAGUUGGAAAAAAGUAUAGCCAUGUAUAAAGAGGAGUACGCAAAAUUGAUAAGUGAAGCUCAAGCUAUAAAAGCUGAUAAAGAAUCGGUUGAAGCAAAAGUGACUCGAAGUCAAGCGCUACUCCGAAGUCUUUCGUCUGAACGCGAACGUUGGGAAUCAACAAGCAAUACAUUUAAGACACAGAUGUCAACUAUAGUCGGUGAUGUAUUACUUUCAGCUGCUUUCAUGGCUUAUGCAGGCUAUUUUGAUCAACAGCUAAGAGAGUAUUUGUGGUCAACAUUAUCUAAUCAUUUGCAUCAGGCUGGUGUUCUCUAUAGAUCAGAUCUAGCAUUGACCGAGUAUCUUUGUACACCUGAUGACCGACUACGAUGGCAAGCGAAUAGUUUACCAGCUGAUGAUCUGUGCAAUGAAAAUGCAAUUAUGUUACAACGAUUUAACCGCUAUCCAUUGAUUAUUGAUCCGUCAGGUCAGGCUACUGCCUUCUUAUUGCAAGAAUUUAAGGAUAAAAAGAUUACAAGGACUAGUUUCUUGGAUGAUGCUUUCAGGAAGAAUCUUGAAAGUGCUCUUAGAUUUGGUAAUCCGUUGCUUGUACAAGAUGUUGAAAGUUAUGAUCCUAUCCUAAAUCCUGUCCUAAAUAAGGAAGUAAGGCGUAAUGCUGGACGUGUUCUUAUUACAAUUGGAGAUCAGGAUAUUGAUUUAUCUCCUGCCUUUACAAUCUUUCUGUCAACAAGAGAUCCUACUGUUGAAUUUCCACCAGAUGUUUGUUCUCGAGUCACAUUUGUAAAUUUCACUGUAACUCAUAGCAGCUUACAGAGUCAAUGCUUAAAUAAAGUAUUGAAGGCAGAGCGACCCGAUAUUGAUGCUAAAAGAUCUGACUUGCUAAAAUUACAAGGAGAAUACAAAUUACGGUUACGACAGCUUGAAAAAUCGUUAUUGCAAGCCUUAAAUGAUUCAAAGGGUAGAAUAUUAGAUGAUGAUAGCGUAAUCACAACUUUGGAAACCCUUAAAAAGGAAGCCGCAGAAAUUUCAAAUAAAGUAGAGGAAACUGAUACGAUCAUGGCUGAGGUUGAAACUGUUUCUAAGCAAUAUAGGCCACUUGCGCUUUCAUGUAGUUCUAUCUACUUUACUAUUGAUCGGCUACAUCAAAUGCACUUCUUGUAUCAGUAUUCACUCCAUUUCUUCUUGGCAAUAUUUGAGAAUGUUUUGUAUGAUAAUAGCCAUUUGAAGGGUAUCACUGGCCAUGCUGAACGAUUGAAGGUUGUUACGGACGAUUUAUUUCAAAUUGUAUACAACAGGGUGGCUCGCGGCAUGCUCCAUGAAGAUCGUAUUGCUUUUGCCAUGCUCUUAGCUCAAAUAUUUGUAAAGGGCAUAUCUGGAUCAGUUAAUUUGGAUGAAGAAUUUAAUCACCUUCUUAGAGGUAACGAGUUUGGACAAGUUGAUCAGCAAGGUAACGAAUUACCUGGCUUAAAUCGUGAACAAUCUAGCGCAAUUCAUAGAAUAUCUAAGCUUCAUGUAUUUAAAGAUGUUGGCAACGAAAUUGUAUCUCAAGGAGAGGACUUUACCAAGUGGUUACAAUCCAAUUCACCAGAGCUUAAUGUACCUAUCUUAUGGAAAGCUCCUACUGAUAAACACAAAUCACCUUUUGUGACUGCAUUAUAUCAACUUCUUCUUAUUGCUUCAUUAAGACCAGACCGUAUAUUAAGAAUGUCAACGUUAUUUGUACAAAAGGCGAUUAAUGAAAAAUUUUUACAAGAGGCAGAUUUAGAAUUAAAUUUAGGCGAAAUUGUCGAUAAAGAAAUUAAACCAUCUACCCCAGUAUUAUUAUGUUCUGUACCUGGAUACGAUGCUAGCAGUAGAGUAGAUGAUCUUGCUGCUGAACAAGGCAAACAAUGUACCAGUAUCGCAAUUGGCUCUGCAGAAGGAUUUACUCUUGCUGACAAAGCUAUAUCUUCAGCAGCUAAAUCCGGUCGAUGGGUUAUGUUGAAGAAUGUUCAUUUAGCUCCACAGUGGCUAGUUCAAUUGGAAAAGAAACUACAUAGCUUAUCGACUCAUACCAAUUUCAGACUUUUUAUGACUCUCGAAAUUAAUCCAAAAGUCCCUGUGAAUUUGCUUCGGGUAUCUCGAAUUUUUGUUUUUGAACCGCCUCCAGGUGUUAAAGCAAACCUGCUGCGUACAUUUAGUACCGUACCCAGUGCCCGUAUGUGUAAAUCACCGAAUGAGAGAGCUAGAAUAUACUUUUUACUUGCAUGGUUUCACGCUAUUGUGCAAGAGCGUUUAAGGUAUUCUCCAUUAGGCUGGUCGAAGAAAUAUGAAUUUAACGAAUCGGAUUUGCGUUGUGGCUGUGAUACGUUAGAUACUUGGUUGGAUUCGGUCUCUCAAGGUCGAUCUAACAUAUCACCAAAUAAAAUUCCUUGGGAUGCCCUAUGCACGCUUUUAUCACAGUCAAUUUAUGGUGGUAAAAUAGACAACGAAUUUGAUCAACGAUUAAUGACUUCAUUUUUAUCAAGAAUUUUUGGUAUUGAUAGCUUUGAUUCCGAGUUUCAGUUAGUAAAGCGCGUUGCCGGCGAAGACAGUGAGCAAAUAUUAGUACCUGAAGGAAUUAGACGAGAACAAUUUUUGCAAUGGAUAGAAAAUUUACCUGAUGCACAGACUCCAUCUUGGCUUGGACUACCGAACAAUGCCGAGAAGGUACUUCUUACCGCCAGAGGAAAUGCAAUGCUCCAGAAGUUGUUAAAAAUGCAAGGUAUGGGCGAGACUGAAGAAUUGGAACCUGCAUCUGGUGAAGAGAAACAAGCGGGCGAUGUACGUCCAGCGUGGAUGCGAACACUUCAUACAACUGCUACGACAUGGUUAGCAGCGGUACCAGAAUCUUUACCAGGGUUAAAGCGUACGGUCGAUAACAUUAAGGAUCCAUUGUUUAGGUUCUUUGAUCGCGAGUGUAAAAUCGGUAUCUCAUUAUUGAGGACUGUUCUUAGAGAUUUGAGAGAUGUAAUUGAUAUAUGUGCAGGUGCAAAAAAAUCAACUAAUCAUCAUCGCAGCAUUAUGAGUGAAUUAACUAGAGGUAUAUUGCCUCGUGGAUGGAGUCGUUAUGUAGUCCCGAGAAAUACUACUGUUAUACAAUGGAUCGCUGACUUUAGUGAGCGUAUUAAACAAUUGCAGAAGAUUGUAUCAGCAACCAAUGCCGAUGGUGCAAAAGCACUGAAAGUACUAUCUGUUGACCUUGGCAGAUUAUUUGUCCCGGAAGCAUUCGUUACAGCAACAAGGCAAUUUGUAGCUCAAGCUAAUAACUGGUCCCUGGAAGAGUUAUUCUUAGAUAUUUACGUUACUAAUAAAGGGGAGAAAAUGACUGCUGACGACUGCAGUUUUGGCGUAACAGGAUUGAAAUUGAUGGGUUCAAAUUGUAGUAACAACAUUCUACAGUUAUCAUCGUCUAUUGCUACAGAUUUACCGUUAUCAUUUUUGAAAUGGAUAAGACGGACUGCAGAUACUAGAGGUACUAACGGUGUUACGUUGCCGGUGUAUCUAAAUCGAACUCGUUCGGAGCUACUCUUCACUCUUGAUUUCGCAAUGAGCGGCGAAGGAUCAGGCAAAAAUCAUAGUUUCUACGAACGCGGUGUGGCUCUUUAUUGCUCAGAUUUAGUUGGUUAA
This is a messenger RNA of Trichoplax adhaerens, 13965 nucleotides long. RefSeq lists its product as uncharacterized. The record is from RefSeq and is a predicted model, not a curated record. The transcript has 20 exons. NCBI's taxonomy places the organism in Eukaryota, Metazoa, Placozoa, Uniplacotomia, Trichoplacea, Trichoplacidae. Gene Ontology annotation, biological process: microtubule-based movement. Bases 1 to 13965 code for a protein of 4654 amino acids. Gene Ontology annotation, molecular function: ATP hydrolysis activity; ATP binding; dynein light intermediate chain binding. Gene Ontology annotation, cellular component: dynein complex.